CCGAUCUCAGUCCAAAUCCUCUGUCGAUUGGGGAGGAGAAGCCAACCUAAAACCGAACCUGAUUCAUUUCCUUCAGAAAUUAAAAGCGUGAAUAAAAGAAAAAAAAGUCCGUCAAAUCUGCUGUUUUGUUUGCCCCAUUCUCCAAUUCUGUGGUUGCAUGAUUAUUUCACAAUUUUCGAAGCCGUUGUUACUCUAUCAUUUGUUCUCGAUCUGUAAUUAAACAUUCAUUUCUUCCUUCAAACAAAUUCUGCUUUUUGGGUAGACCCUUUAGUUUUUAGUUGUUGGCAGUAGAUUUGUUUAUUUUCGGAGGGAUUAAAUUGCUAUUUUAUUUGAUGAUGAUCUGAGGAUUUGGAAGGAAAAAUGGCGGGGGCAGCAGGUGGGGUAAAUAUGGAACAGUUUGAGGCGUAUUUUCGGAGGGCGGAUAUGAAUCAGGAUGGCAAGAUCAGUGGUGCAGAAGCUGUUGCUUUCUUACAGGGAUCCAAUCUGCCCAAACAAGUCCUCGCUCAGAUAUGGGUGCAUACUGACCAGAGCCACACUGGCUAUCUCAGCCGUCCUGAGUUUUAUAAUUUCCUUAAACUUGUAACAGUGGCUCAGAGUAAGCGAGAAUUAACCCCAGAUAUUGUGAAGGCAGCAUUAUACAGUCCUGCUUCAGGCAAAAUCCCUGCCCCAAAGAUAAAUCUAGCACCCAUACCUACACCACAGUCGAAUUCAGUCGGUGCUGCACCACCACUACAGAUAGGUGCUGCUGCACCAGCAUCUUCUAAUAAUCUUGGCUUCAGAGGAUUGACUCCUUCAAGUUCCAGUAUAAACCAGCAGUUUGGACAGGCACCUUCAAGUUCAGGCAUGAACCAGCAAUUCGGACCGGCACCUUCAAGUUCGGGCAUGAACCAGCAAUUCAGACAGGUACCACCAAGUACAAAUAUGAACCAGCAGUUGGGACAGCCAGUUUCAAGUACAAGUAUGAACCAGCAGUAUUUCUCUUCUCAAGGUAACCAACAAACCAGACCACUACCCAUACCUGCUGCCACUGCAUCACGACCAUCUCCAGGUCCCAGUGGUCUGAAUUUCCCCAGGGGAGGUGAUAUGGUCGGGCCUGGUCUUCCAAACUCGAACAACGAUUGGAUUGGUGGAAGAACUAGUGUUGCUCAUCCUACUGGACCAACACCAGUCUCAAACAGAGGAGCUAGUCCAUCAAUUCCUCUAGUUGCCCCAAAAUUGCUAGAUCCACUUUCAACAGUGUCCUCAACUGCUGCUAAGGAUCCUAAAGCAUUGGUCAGUUCUGGAAAUGGGUUUGCUUCAGAAUCAAUGUUUGGAGGGGAUGUGUUCUCUACCACUCAAUCUGCAUCUCUUCAGGCUUCAUCUGCAUCAACACGACCUGCCAGUGGCAUACCUACCUCCUCAGCCAUUGUUCCAGUGUCAACUGGACCGCAGCCUUCAGCUAAGCCCGAUCCAUUUGAAGCUUUUCAGAGCACUCUAGUGAAACCAUCUACUAUGGUCCAGACUCAGCAGACCUCAUCUCUGCCAAAAUCUAAUAAACAGGUUUCCACUCAAGUUACUUCUUUUGGCUCAUCAUCUGGAGCGACAGCUGGUGGUGGGAAUUCUGCUUCAGAGCAGUCUCAGAUUUCAUGGCCUAAAAUGACACGUGCGAGCGUUCAAAAAUAUGCAAAAGUUUUUAUAGAAGUAGACACUGACAGAGAUGGGAAGAUCAGUGGUGAGCAGGCACACAGUCUAUUCUUGAGUUGGAGACUACCAAUAGAGGUUUUAAAGCAAGUUUGGGACUUAUCAGAUCAAGACAGUGAUGGCAUGCUUUCUUUGAGGGAGUUCUGCAUUGCACUAUAUUUAAUGGAGCGUUACAGGGAAGGACGGCCACUUCCAUCGGCACUUCCUAGUAGUGUCAUGCUCGAUGAAACUCUGUUGUCUUUGGCAGGUCCACCCACUGCUUCUUAUGGAAGAACGGGCUGGGGGACCACUACUGGCAUAAGACCACAGCAACUCCCACAUGCAUCUGCUAGUUUAAGGCUUCCGACACAGACAGUUUAUUCUCAGCCUGAUGGAUCGAUGCAGUUUGAUGAACAAAAUGCUAGAGUCCCUAUAAUGGAUAAUUCCUAUACGAGUGAACUCAGUAAUGGCGAGGAGAAUUCUUUGGACGAUAAAGUUCAAGAGGCAGAAGAAAAGGUUGAAAAUAAGGAGAAAGUGCUUCUGGAUUCCAGAGAAAAGAUUGAAUUCUAUCGGACAAAAAUGCAAGACCUUGUUUUGUACAAAAGUAGAUGUGAUAAUCGUCUUAAUGAAAUUACAGAAAGGGCUUUAGCUGAUAAGCGUGAGGCCGAGUUACUUGCCAAGAAAUAUGAAGAGAAAUACAAGCAAGUUGCGGAAAUUGCUUCUAAACUAACUAUUGAAGAGGCUUCAUUUCGUGAAAUUCAGGAGAGGAAAAUGGAGUUGCAGCAAGCAAUCAUUAAAAUGGAACAAGGUGGUAGUGCAGACGGUAUUCUUCAGGUUCGAGCUGAUCGUAUUCAAUCGGAUCUUGAGGAGCUGUUGAAGGCUAUGGCUGAGCGUUGCAAGAAACAUGACUUACGGAUAAAAUCUACAGCAUUGAUUGAGCUUCCCCCAGGUUGGCAACCUGGGAUCCCGGAGUUUGUGUCAAUCUGGGAUGAAGACUGGGACAAGUUUGAAGAUGAAGGAUUUUCAUUUGAUGUUGCUGUUCCUGCAAAUGCCAAGCCAACAGCUGUUCGUGAAGAGAAUUCUUCUCCAACUCAUAACUUUUCGCCUGAUUCUACAUCUGAAAAACCCUUCAGUAAAGGUGUAAGUGCUUUCGAGACAGAAUCGUCUUAUGCAUACAGUGAAGAUGAAUCAAAGAGUGCACAAGGAAGUCCAGCAAGACAAACAACAUUUGAAAGUCCAUCUCCCAAAUAUUCAGAAAACCAUUUCAGGAAGAGCUCUGAUGGAGAUGCUGAAACCCAUAGAAGCUUUGAUGAACCUGCAUGGGGUACAUUUGACAAUAAUGAUGACAUUGAUUCAGUUUGGGGCUUCGAUGCUAAGGACUCAGAUCAUGGGAAGCACGAAGAGAAGUAUUUCUUUGGGUCGAGUGAUUUUGGUGCAAGUCCAGAAAGAACUGAUGCCCCCCAGAAGAAUAGCCCUUUUACUUUUGAGAACUCUGUUCCUGGGUCCCCACUUUCCAGGGCCGGGAAUUCUCCAAGAUACAGUGUUGAAUCUAGAGAUCCCUUUUUUGACAGUUCUUCAAGGUAUGACUCCUUCCAUACGCAGGAUCACAUUUCAUCUCCCCGUCAGGAGUCUCUCACUAGGUUCGACUCCAUGAAUAGCACAAGGGAUUUUGGUCAUAGUGGUGGCUUUUCAUUUGAUGACUCUGACCCAUUUGGUUCUAGCGGUCCCUUUAAAGUCUCUUCAGAAAGUCAAACUUCAAAAAAAGGUUCUGAAAGUUGGUGAUCUUUCUAACUGGUGGAUUUAUACUCAUAUUUGACAGUAUAGAUUUUGUUAGUGUCUGUUCAUUCACUGUAUAGCCUGGAUAAACGGCCAGAGGAAAAUAAUGGUGUUCUGCGCUCCGCUGUAUAUCCAUCUCAUGGUAUCAUUACAUGCCACCAAGACGAGGCCUUCACAUGCAGGUUUCUUGUCUUUCGGGGUUCUGAGAUUCGAGCCUCUUACAUUUGAGUGGAAAGAAUUUUUCGUGUAUUCAUUCACUUUUGUGCUCUUCUAUGGGUUGGACUGGAUUAUUCUCAGAUGUAUUGUAGUGAGUGCGCGAACUUUCAAUUCAUAUUUCUUUGUAAUAUCUUCUUGAUUGUAUUGUAUCAUGCAGUGGUCAAUUUUGAUUUC
Messenger RNA from Olea europaea var. sylvestris, 3825 nucleotides. RefSeq names its product epidermal growth factor receptor substrate 15-like 1. Bases 361 to 3441 code for a protein of 1026 amino acids. The record is from RefSeq and is a predicted model, not a curated record. Gene Ontology annotation, cellular component: plasma membrane; cytoplasm; nucleus. Lineage: Eukaryota; Viridiplantae; Streptophyta; Magnoliopsida; Lamiales; Oleaceae. The transcript is spliced from 13 exons. Gene Ontology annotation, molecular function: protein binding; calcium ion binding. Gene Ontology annotation, biological process: endosomal transport; endocytosis.